AUUUAGCAGAGGCUCCGCCAGAAGAAGAAGAAGAUAAUAUUGAUGGGUUCAGAGACAUUCCUUGAAGUGAUACUAGCCAUUCUCCUCCCACCUGUUGGGGUUUUCCUUCGUUAUGGCUGUGGGAUUGAGUUCUGGAUCGAUUUGUUACUGACGAUAUUGGGUUACAUUCCUGGAAUUAUAUAUGCCGUCUACGUACUGGUUGGAUAGCCUAGCGUGUGUGUAGGAGUGGAUCUUCAUGUUAAGUGG
Telopea speciosissima is the source of this 246-nucleotide messenger RNA. RefSeq names its product salt stress-induced hydrophobic peptide ESI3-like. The transcript has 2 exons. Lineage: Eukaryota; Viridiplantae; Streptophyta; Magnoliopsida; Proteales; Proteaceae. The record is from RefSeq and is a predicted model, not a curated record. Gene Ontology annotation, cellular component: membrane. Bases 43 to 207 code for a protein of 54 amino acids.